This is a messenger RNA of Sander lucioperca (pikeperch), 636 nucleotides long. RefSeq lists its product as uncharacterized. The record is from RefSeq and is a predicted model, not a curated record. The coding region runs from base 1 to 636 and encodes 211 amino acids. The transcript is spliced from 5 exons. Lineage: Eukaryota; Metazoa; Chordata; Actinopteri; Perciformes; Percidae.
AUGGUUUUACAGAUGUGGAAUGAUAAGAGGAUAAGUUACUGGGACGGCUCGGCUGCUGCUGUGGUUGUGGCUCUGACCUACAGCAGCUCCAGGAUGGAUGAGGAACAGAGAAUUCUUGCAAAUACCUCUUCAUCUUCACCUUCAUCAUCUUCCUGGUCUAAAACAGUGAAGGUGUUCCCGGUCGUCACUGGUCAGACCUUUGGUGCUGAUCAGGUCAUACUGGAACAAGUGGAGAACACAGGAUGGUCAACAUGGAAGGUGGAGAUCACUAGAAACCUGCAGGAAUGUGACAUCAUCAUCAUCUUCUGUCCAAUCACGUCUCGUGUUGGAUCAGAUGUGGAGGCAGCCAUGAGAGAGGAUUCAGUGUCAUCUGGAGGUAAACCAGUCAUUCUAGUGCUGAUGCAUCACACCAGAGACCCCGACUAUUCAACCAGUGUCAGAAGAUGGUCUGAAACCUUUCAGAACGUCGUGUUGGAUGUUCACGUUCUCUUCCACGAGACUCAGCCGGGAUCACUGCUCUGUUCAGGAAAUGACCGGGCCGUCAAACUAAUACAAGAAGAGUUAAAGAAACGUAGUAAAGAUCAGGCCGUCAAACUAAUACAAGAAGAGUUAAUGAAACGUUUCUCAGAACUUUGA